GCAUUUGUGUUUGGUGCAAAACUGGACGUCGAUGGCAUGACUUACGUUGGCUCGGGAGAUGACGAUGACCCGUUUAUUGUCGGCGUGACUUCACUAGCAAUACUCGACAGUUGUAUUCGCUUCAGUACGGGUGAUGCUCUUUCCUGUUCCAUGCUGACACAACCUUUUGAGCUGAGUGAUAUUGGGUACCCCGUGAUAACCUGCGGGUUCACCGACCAAGCCAGGAGAUACCAAGUCGGAGCUUUCUUCGUGGUGAGUCGCCGCACCGAGCAUGAG
Phytophthora sojae is the source of this 276-nucleotide messenger RNA. RefSeq lists its product as hypothetical. NCBI's taxonomy places the organism in Eukaryota, Oomycota, Peronosporomycetes, Peronosporales, Peronosporaceae. The record is from RefSeq and is a predicted model, not a curated record. The transcript has a single exon. The annotation marks the transcript as partial.